Molecule: messenger RNA, 2699 nt
Organism: Myiozetetes cayanensis
Lineage: Eukaryota; Metazoa; Chordata; Aves; Passeriformes; Tyrannidae
Gene: HLX
Product: H2.0 like homeobox
Exons: 4
Coding region: 326-1606 (426 amino acids)
Biological process (GO): regulation of DNA-templated transcription
Molecular function (GO): sequence-specific DNA binding; DNA-binding transcription factor activity, RNA polymerase II-specific
Source: RefSeq, a predicted model, not a curated record
UUGGGGAGGGGUGGUUAUUUUUUUCUUCCCCCAGAGCGAGGAAAGGGGGUUUGGUUUGGGUUUGUUUUGUUUGCGCCGCUCCGCUCCUCGCCCGCUCUCUUUCUUCGUCUGGCCGUGGCUUUUGGGGACUUUUUAAUUUUCGGGUUUAUUUUUUUCUUUUUUUCAUCUUUUGGUGGUUGGCUCUCCCCCCUCGCCCCUCCGGGAAGUGCUCCGCCAGCCGCCUCUCGCCCAGCCAUCCCUCCCCAUGCGCCGCGGGCAGCGGGCAGCUCCGCGGUGCGCACCCGGGAGCUGAACUGCGGAGCGGCGCGUCCCCUCCACGGGCAGGAUGUACACGGCCGGGCUGGCUCCUUUCUACGCCUCCAACUUCAGCUUGUGGUCAGCGGCUUAUUGCUCUGCAUCGGGGCCGGCAGCCGGCGGCUGCUUCCCGCUGGACGCCGCGGCGGCGAAGAAGCCGUCCUUCUGCAUCGCCGACAUCCUCCACGCCGGCGGCGAGGCGGCGGGAGGACCCGCCGACAGCCUGCCCGGGGGUCCCGGCACCGGGAUGCCGGCGGCGCUGGGAGCCGUCCACCACGGAGGUCCCUUCCACGCCACCGCCUCGCCGCUGCGGCCCACGCCCGUCGUGGCCCCCGAUGCCCCCGCCACCGCCUUCCCACCGCGCCUCUCGCCUCUCUCCGCCGCCUACCACUCCCACCACCACCGCCCCCCGCAGCACCGGUCCCCCGCGGCGGCAGCGGCGGCGGCGGGCGGCGGAGGCGCCCCGGCCCCCGCCCGGCUGCCCGGCGGCCACACGCACGGCUCUGCACCGGCGCCCGCCAGCAAGGACCUGAAAUUCGGCAUCGACCGCAUCUUAUCGGCGGAGUUUGACCCCAAAGUCAAGGAAGGCAAUACGCUGAGAGAUCUGACCUCCUUAUUAACUACCAGCCGCCAAACUGGGGUUCAUCUCCCCAACUUACAGCCUUCCGCCGGCCAGUUCUUCGCGUCUCUAGACCCCAUUAACGAGGCCUCUGCUAUCCUGGGUCCUUUAAACACAAACCCAAGGAGCUCAGUGCAGCACCAGUUUCAAGACACUUUUCCAGGUCCAUACGCAGUUUUAACCAAGGAUACACUGCCUCAGACGUACAAGAGGAAACGCUCCUGGUCUAGGGCUGUUUUUUCCAACCUGCAGAGGAAAGGUUUAGAAAAACGGUUUGAAAUCCAGAAGUAUGUCACCAAACCGGACAGGAAGCAACUGGCAGCGAUGCUGGGGCUGACAGAUGCUCAAGUGAAGGUGUGGUUCCAGAACCGGCGGAUGAAGUGGCGGCACUCCAAGGAGGCGCAGGCCCAGAAGGACAAGGAACCUCCGCCGGAGCCGGAGCCGGCGGCCCAGAGAACCGGCGCAGCGCCCGCCACCGCCGGGGAGCCCGAGCGCAGCCCCAGCCGCUCCGACGGCGACAGCGACAGCAGCGACGCUGAGUCCCUCGACAUGGCCCCCAGCGACACGGAACGGACUGAGGGCGUCGAGCGGAGCCUGCCCACCACCGGGCUCGGCAAAUCCUCCGGCAGCACCGGCCUCCCGUCCCCGCCGCCGCCCGCCGCCGCCAGCCCCGAGCCGAGGAACGGGCUAUAGACGAGGCGGCCCCGCCGCGCCCAGGACAUGUGCGCUAAUUUAUCUCCCUUCCCCGCCCGCGAGUGCGGCAAGGCCGGCCCGGUACGGCCCGCUACCGCCUGUGGUCAGCGCCCGGCCUGGCCCGGGGCGAGGGGCCGAGGAUGAGGGCGGAGCGGAGGCCCCGGGGCCGGGGCAGUUGUGCGUGAGGUGGCCGCCUCUCCCUCCGCGCUGCUCGCAAGAGAGCGGGAUUUCUCUAUUUCCCCUAUUUCCACCCACCUUUUUUUUUUUUUUUAAUUUUAUUUUAUUUUAAUUCUCCCUUUCCCGCCCCUUGUCCUCUCCAAGGAAAAUCAGAGCGAGGGACUCCGAGAACGGUCUCCGAAAAUCCUCACCUUUCCCUGCCCUUGCCCACAAACAAUUUAGAAUGUGAAGUAUUUUGCCAACGUCCUCAUUGGUUGCAACGUGUUGCUUAGAAUAAUCCGGCCAAGAAAUACUGCACUGACAAAAUAUAUAAAUAUAUAUAUAUAUAUAUAUCUCCUGUAAAUAAAAUGUUUGGUAUGGUUUGUAACCACGUCAGUCUGUUGACCAGGGGAGAGGACUGGCGAGGCUGCCCCAGCUUCCUUUGCCUCACUCGAAGGCAGCCACUGUCUCUCCUUGCCUUAGAGCCCCUCCAGGCAGCUUUCUCCUUUUAUUCCUUUCCUAAUGAAGACGGUGACAUGGACCGGAUUUGAUGUCGCAAAAUUGUGGCCCCGAUGAGAAAGUUACCGAUUACAUUUGUAGCCCGGCGUGUGCCUACACAUGUGUAUUUGCCGUGUAAGGUGGCUUUUGACUGUCAAUGCCAGACAGGACUGCACUGUCUGAUUCCCGCGACUCUCGGGGCCGCUGCCAAGCGCCUGCGAGGCAGUUUCGGCGUUCGCGGUGGGGGACGCGACGUAUGUGCUUUGUUUUGCUUCGCUUUGCUCUGUUGUCGGUUCGGUUUGCCCCGCACCUCUCCACAAGGCCCCGCGGCGGGAUGGGGAGGUAGUGCUCUCUGACGUCACUGCUCCGGGGGGCGCUGUGACGUCAUGCAGGCGCUGUGCUCGGCGCGGGAGCGGUGCGGAGGCCGGUCGCGGGAUGG